Phytophthora nicotianae INRA-310 is the source of this 411-nucleotide messenger RNA. RefSeq lists its product as hypothetical. Bases 1 to 411 code for a protein of 136 amino acids. The transcript is spliced from 3 exons. The record is from RefSeq and is a predicted model, not a curated record. NCBI's taxonomy places the organism in Eukaryota, Oomycota, Peronosporomycetes, Peronosporales, Peronosporaceae.
AUGGCGGAGGCCAUGCGCGAGUUGCGUCCUCUGUAUAAGAAGCUGUUGCGUCUGGCGCAGAGUCUACCGGAGCCCAAGCGCCAGUCGUCAAUUGACCAGAUCCGUCGAGAUUUUCGCAACCACGGAGACCUCACAGACCCCCAAGAGGUGUCGGCGCUCAUCCAGCGCGCGCAGUCGUCGCUCAGUUACCUGAAGAUCGUCACACCCCGCGCCGAGUCCAACAUGGGCGUGCAGCGCUACAUCUACCGCAACGGACAGCGCGUCAACGCGGACGAAUUCGAGGAAAAGGGCGAGGAGAACGCACGCUGGAAGACGCAGGACAUGGAGGGCGGACUCAGGCGCCACCACCAGCUACUGCGUCGUCAAUACUUCCUGGACCGCAAGAGCGGCCCGCCACGCCCCAUUUUCUAG